AUGCGUGAUUCCAACUAUAGGGCAAUUUCAGGCAACAAGGCGGCGGUCACCAUCACCACCAGCUUAUAUGACAGACGAGCAUUAGAUGUCACUUCUGAUAAACCUUUGGUUAAUUCAUUGAAUUUUUUAACUUAUCUAGUUAGUUCGCUGGCAAAAGUGAGAGAAACAUUAUCGAUUGAUGGUGGAAUUGAACGUUUGAUAGAAAUCUUGCAUGAAUGUCAUCAAGCAAACUUAAAUCAAGAUUCCUUAUUAGAUAAUCAAGAAAAGAAGCUUUUGAUAGCUUGGAAAUGGACAUUAGCAUUCCAAUGUCUUGUACUAAUUGGCACAAGGGGCACAGAGCAAAUACGACAAAAAGUAGUGAAGGCUGGAAUAUUACCAAUCAUUGCUACUGUAUUGGACAACUAUUUAUCAUUGCAUGAACGAACUUUUAUUCACGCUUAUUCAAGACCAACACCAGCAACAAGUACUGCAGUGUCAUCAACUACAGGUUCUACAGUUACUACCACAAAUACAGCAACCACCACAACAACAACUCCCACUCCCACUCCUACUGAAGAUACUCCUCCACAUGAAACAUCAGAAGUUGAAAACAGUGGUCCUGCAGAGACCACUCCAACAAAUAAUAAUUUAUUUCGUCAUUUCCAACAACCAGAACAAACAAGACUACCAGAAACUGUAGGGACUCAAGAAGAUCAACGACAACAAGCACAGCAACCACCACCACCACAAACUCAACAAACUCAACAGCAACAACAACAACAACAACAGCAGGUAUUGCCAUCGCCAGGACAGGCUCAAAGACAACAGUCGCAGCACGAUAUUGAUGCUACCAAUAUUGAUGCUCCUGUUGUCCCUCAAGCUGAUUUCCAAAAUCCAAUUCAAAUGGCAACUGCUGCUAUUGAGGCUACGUCAAUUUCAAGCAGUCACUCUAAUAGUUCUGGUAACAGUCUUGAUAUAAAUUUGACAAGUGAUGAUUAUGAUGAUUAUACAGUGGAGCAGUUACUUAAGUUGAUACGUAUUUCGUCUAUAAGUAAAUCCGAAACGGGGAAACCAUAUAGUUCUAUCAAUAAUGAUAUCAGAAGAAGGUACAUAAUUGUCACAAUAUUAAACAAGCUUAGAGAGGAGAAACAAAUGGAGUUUUUGGAUUAUGAUUUCAUAAAUGAUUGCGACUUUGAUAUGGAUAGUAAUUUGCAGUUUCUUUCAGAUAUGUAUGCAAGAGAUUUCGAGAUCAACAGAGCUUAUAACAAUCUGCGGGCAUUUGUUAGAUCGUUUACAGAAACAGGUGUUGUUAUUCCUAGAGAUGAUGACAUUGUGUGGUCUUUGCAAUUAUUAGCAUAUAUUUCCAAGUAUCCGUACCUCAAGGAUUCUUUACAAAAUACUCAUUUGGUGCUAGAUAUGAGUAUUAGAGAUAAACAGUUAAAGAUAUAUCUAGAGAGACAAAUGAAAUUGAAAAUGAAAAAGACAUUAGCUAUAAAAUUACGCGCUAGCAUCACUCCUAAAUCAAGAAAACCUAGAUCGACGUACUUGGAAGCAUUCCAUCCGAGUGCAUCAAAUUCACCACAAAUGGUGACGGCCUUGAAUGAUGACAAUUUUAUUAUGGAAGCCGGGAAAUUUGAUUUGUGUGGAUCUGGUGGCUUAACAGAAACCACAGAACUAGAGGAGGACGAUGAUGACGAUGUCGAUGCUGGUGAUGAAAGAUGA
Candida tropicalis MYA-3404 is the source of this 1701-nucleotide messenger RNA. RefSeq names its product Mub1p (gene MUB1). The transcript has a single exon. Gene Ontology annotation, cellular component: MUB1-RAD6-UBR2 ubiquitin ligase complex. The record is from RefSeq and is a predicted model, not a curated record. NCBI's taxonomy places the organism in Eukaryota, Fungi, Ascomycota, Pichiomycetes, Serinales, Debaryomycetaceae. Gene Ontology annotation, biological process: ubiquitin-dependent protein catabolic process; establishment or maintenance of cell polarity. Bases 1 to 1701 code for a protein of 566 amino acids.